UUAGAGAACCAAUUGGUGUUAUUGGUUCCAUUUUACCAUUCAAUUUCCCAGUUAUGAUUCCAUUAUGGACUAUUCCAUAUAUUAUUGCUACUGGUAACACUACUGUUUUGAAACCAUCAGAAAUGUGUCCAGGUACCGGUGCCAUCUUGGCUGAAAUUGCAGCAGAAGCUGGUGUUCCAGAAGGUGUUAUCAACAUUAUUCAUGGUAAAGCUCCAACUGUUAACAAAAUUGUUAGUGAUCCAAGAAUCGCUGCUGUUACAUUUGUUGGUGGUAAUAAUGCAGGUAAAUAUGUUCAUUCAGAAGCUACAAAGAAUGGUAAAAGAGCUCAAGUUAACUUGGGUGCUAAGAACCAUGUUGUUGUCUUGCCUGAUGCUGAUAAAGAUACCGUUUUGAAAGCUGUUGUCACUGGUGCCUUCAGUUCAACUGGUCAAGUUUGUUUAAGUACUGAUAUCUUAUUCUUGGUUGGUGAAGCUAGAGGUUUGAUUCCAGAUAUUGUUAAAGAAGUUGAAAAAUUACAAGCUAAACCAGGUUUCCAAGAUGGUGAUUUUGGUCCAGUUGUCACCAAGGAAUCUUUACAAAGAUUAGAAGCUGUUAUUCAAGAUGCUGUUGAUAAAGGUGCUGAAGUUUUAGUUGAUGGUAGAGGUAAAAAACCACAAGGUUUCGAAGAUGGUUAUUUCAUUGGUCCAACUUUAUUAAGAAAUGUUAAAAAAGGUAUGAGAUGUGUUGAUGAAGAAUUAUUUGGUCCAAUCUUCACAAUCGCUGAAGCUGAAACAUUAGAUGAAACCAUUGAUUAUUGUAACAACAAUGAAUUCGGUAACUCAGUUGCAGUCUUCACCAACUCAGGUCCAGAUGCAAACAAAUUUGCUAAACAAAUCAACAUUGGUCAAGUUGGUAUUAAUGUUCCAAUCCCAAUUCCAUUAGCUCAAUUCGGUUUCACUUCAAAUAAAUCCUCAUUUUUGGGUGAUUUACAUUUCUAUGGUCCAACCGCUUUCAAAUUCUUGACUCAACCAAAGACUAUCACAACUUCUUGGAAAAACAUCAAGACUAAAUUCUAAGAUUAGAUGGAUG
Messenger RNA from Hansenula anomala, 1068 nucleotides. RefSeq lists its product as uncharacterized. Lineage: Eukaryota; Fungi; Ascomycota; Saccharomycetes; Phaffomycetales; Wickerhamomycetaceae. Gene Ontology annotation, molecular function: malonate-semialdehyde dehydrogenase (acetylating, [NAD(P)+]) activity; methylmalonate-semialdehyde dehydrogenase (acylating, NAD+) activity. Gene Ontology annotation, biological process: L-valine catabolic process; thymine catabolic process. Bases 54 to 1055 code for a protein of 333 amino acids. The transcript has a single exon. The record is from RefSeq and is a predicted model, not a curated record. Gene Ontology annotation, cellular component: mitochondrion.